Aspergillus pseudoviridinutans is the source of this 687-nucleotide messenger RNA. RefSeq lists its product as uncharacterized. Lineage: Eukaryota; Fungi; Ascomycota; Eurotiomycetes; Eurotiales; Aspergillaceae. The coding region runs from base 1 to 687 and encodes 228 amino acids. The transcript has a single exon. The record is from RefSeq and is a predicted model, not a curated record.
AUGGGUGUAUUUGAACAAAUUUUCCGUCCCGGAAACGAGGGUCGCCAGAAGCAGGUGAACGACCUUAUUACCGACAUAAUCUCGGACCUCAAAUACAUUGCCAAUGCGUCCAAUGGCAUCAUCGACUCAUUCAACAAAAUGCUCGGCUCGUCUGUCGCGCAUGUUGCCUACAAUUCAAAGGACCCCAAACAACUCAUCCGGGAUGUGAGCGACAGGUACGAGGAGAUCGAGAAGCUGGCACGGGCCAAAUACGACGAUCUCGACGCGGUCGACAAGCCAACCCUCGACGAAGUGAUUAGAAAAUGGGAGGGCAAGAUGUCGCCGGAUGAUGUGGACCAACUGAUGGGUAGUCUGAAGAACAAAGGGUUUGCUUCUGAGGCUGCGUCCAUUGCAGCCAGUCUUGCUGUCUUUGUAGUUGUCACGCCCCUUUUGAAGAUCGCGUUCAGAGCUUUCGUCGCUAACAUCACGGGGGUCGUCCUUGGAGCGCUUGCGGGGCUUGCUGUUGCUGCUAUUGUUGAUGCCAUUGCGGCGGAGCAGAACUAUCAUAAGCUUGAGGAGGCAAUAGCGGACUUAACGACGACGAAGACGCUGUUGGCCGAGUAUAGGGACAAAGUAGUCAAUUCUGCUGAUGACCUGAAGCUCUCCGUAGCUUUGGCUCAGAGGUUUGCAAAGAAGAAUCGCAAUUGA